This is a messenger RNA of Pangasianodon hypophthalmus (striped catfish), 2897 nucleotides long. It is a transcript of the gene xrcc4, whose product is annotated as X-ray repair complementing defective repair in Chinese hamster cells 4. Gene Ontology annotation, molecular function: DNA binding. The transcript has 8 exons. The record is from RefSeq and is a predicted model, not a curated record. Gene Ontology annotation, biological process: immunoglobulin V(D)J recombination; positive regulation of ligase activity; response to X-ray. Bases 289 to 1359 code for a protein of 356 amino acids. NCBI's taxonomy places the organism in Eukaryota, Metazoa, Chordata, Actinopteri, Siluriformes, Pangasiidae. Gene Ontology annotation, cellular component: nucleus; DNA ligase IV complex; DNA-dependent protein kinase-DNA ligase 4 complex.
AGCCACCUCACACUUCCUGUGUAUGGAGGAAAUGGCGAAACUACAGGUACCUGUCGGGCGCAUAGAAAAUUCACAAAAAAUGCGAUAUGAGUAGCUAGUUAACCAGUUAACUUAGAAACGUACAUUUGACCGAUACAUAAUACAAUUAUAAUUCUGUCACGAGUUGGAGUAUAACUUGAACAGCAGAAUACAGUAAUUCGCUUAUUGUAUUUUUACGCUCCAUUUGAAAAUUAAUUCGAAUCACUUUGCCAUCGAGCCAUUUAGCAGAUUUGAGCAACUACAUUAGCCAUGAAGGUCACUGUACGUGAAAUAUCUAUAGCGUCUAAACCUGAGUGCACAUUCUACCUCAAGUUAGAAUGGGCCAAAGAUCUGGGAGCUGGUUUUGUUGUACUGCUCUGUGAUGGUGUCUCUGCAUGGAGUGGAGAAGUAUCAGAGGAGGACGUCAGCAGGGAGGCCCAAGAGAUGGAGAUGCCAAGAGAGAGGUAUGUCCGUGACCUGCAGCUGAUUCUGACUGGAGAGGGACAGGCAGACCAGAGCUACAGUUUUCAUCUGGCACCUGAGCAAUCCGGAAGCCCUAUGUUAAAGCUAUCUUACGAAAAAGUGCAGAGUGAAAUGUCGUUCAGGUUUGGCAUGGUGGAACUGCUACCUGUGCCAGAGCCCACUAAAGUCAUAAAGGAGCUCAUUACAUAUGGCUUAGAGCGCAGUGCUCGCCUGCAAGCCAAGAAACACAACGUGUACAAGGAGAACCAGAGACUGAGGAAUGAGCAGGAACACAUCACUGCAGAAAUGGAGAGAUAUAUCAAAGAAAAGGAGACACUGGAGAGAGAGCUGUACAACCGCUUUGUGCUGAUCCUUAAUGGGAAGAAGGCCAAGAUCCGCACUUUACAGGAGAGGAUCAAACAGCUACAGAAUACUAUACAAGAAGAAAUGCACAGAUGGAAGAGAGGGGAAGCCUGUCAUGGAGGAAAUGAGCAUGCAGAUGAGAAACUUGAAAAGAGUGACUAUGGAAACACCACAGAUGAGGAAGGGGAUGUAGAUUCAAAAACUCAGAAUCUGAAACAAUCAAGCAAUCAAGUGCUGGCAAGCAACCCAAUGGAUGAGAGUCUAAAUGAUAUUGCGGAUGUGGCUCCAAGCCGCAAACGGCGUCAACGUGGUAUUCAACCCUUGGAAUCCCAGACAAAAAGACCAGCUCUGGAGCAGAGACAGACCUUAAGGUUUCUCAGCGGGUGCUUCACUGAGGAGAGCAAACCUGUUAGACAUGUGAAGCAGAGAAGAGUGGUGCUCCCGUGGGUGAGCCUUAGCGUUAGCUUUGGCUUUUCGAUUAUGCCGCAGAGUCAUCACCCAAUCGCCCCACGGUGACAGCUCUAAAGCUGGAGUUGGGGAAUUGCUAACUCCACCUAAGGCAUCCAGACUUUCCCCUACAGAAACUGUGCUGCUCUCACUCUCGCUAACUCUUUGUAGAGGUUGGAUGCGCACCUCUAAUGCUGGAAUCCUCUCCUUCAGAGAGCUAACUAAUAUACACUUCUCACAAUAAAGCUAUUACUAACGACGGAGGAAGAAUGACUAAACAUCCUGCACUUGACACACUGAAGAAGCUGUUUGCCAUGUUGAGAGUUUAACGUACCUUAGUCAAAGAUUUGUUGAUCUUUGUCUUUAGACAAAAAAAAGUUAUGAUCGAAAAAAUGAAAAUGUGGCAGAAGGGAAAAGUGAAAAAUACAACAAAUGAAAACGAUAGUGAAAAGUUAUUGAUGAAAAAGAAAAAACGGUAUAAUUCAAACACAGACACAGGCAAGAAACUCCCAGCAAGUGAUUUGAAAACGGGAACAUCACAGGAAAGGAAUAAUGACCAUUGUGCAGUUUGCAAAAGAAUGGUGUAGGAAUCAGCACUUUUUGUAUGUGCCUUUACUUUGUGCUUCUGUUAACAUUUUAUUAAGCAGUCAAAUUACCUGUGUGUCAUCUUUGUUUACCAUAUUCUUCUACUGUGUUGGGGUUGAAUAUUUUGUGUGUGUUCUUAACACUCUACUAUACAAGGCUUGCUUUAAAAGAUACCUGAUUCUCAUCAGGUGCUUAACUUAAUUAAGGAACAGGUGCAUAAAUCACCUUAAUUUUAUUCAGUUAUUAUACUGCUGUGAAAAGUGCUUGUGUUAUUCUGUUUUUAACACUAACUUGUACUAAUUUUUUAUUAUCAUGUUAAUUACCAUCCUUAAUUUAAAUGUCAUUUUCACUGCACUUUAAUUAAAUUGCUACUUAACCAUGCUUUCAAAACCUUUUAUCUAGUCUUGACUUAUUACAUCAGUUCCUUUUAUGUUAACCUUAAAACCCUUACUACAGUCAGCAUCAGGUCAAAUACUGGAAUUUUUUUUCUUUGAUGAAAGGGUCCAAUAGUCCAGUCGGCUGUUCUUAUUGUAACUGAUUACUGUUAACAAUUAUGACCAGUUAAACAUUCCACACCUAUUUAUCCUGAUGCUGAUUGUAGUAAGAGUUCAGCCAAAUUUUAGAAGCAGCUUCUUAAAAAUCCUCAUUACAAGUUGUUGUCAAGUCUGUCAUCUUUCUAGUAUUGUGAUGGUGCUUACUAACUCUAAUUUUAGGAAUGAUCUGCUUGAAGAAGCCAAAGCAGAAGUGAGUAAAGUUCCAUUUCAGCAGCCUACACAAAUCUGUCCAGAUCCUGAUGACCUGUUUGAUGACAUCUAACUGCCUUCCAUGUUUCUGACACAUUUUUUAACUGUAGUUAAUAUGGACAAAUGAAUUUGUACAUUAAAUUGAGACUUACCAUAUAUAGCCUAGAUACUGAACAUCCCUAUACACAUUUUAGCAUUUGUAUUUGUCAUAAAACCCAUAAUAGAGUUGCUUGUAUGUUUGUAUAUAUGUGUUCUAUGUUUAUUGAAUUCUCAAAAAGA